Molecule: messenger RNA, 6635 nt
Organism: Sabethes cyaneus
Lineage: Eukaryota; Metazoa; Arthropoda; Insecta; Diptera; Culicidae
Gene: Pi3K68D
Product: phosphatidylinositol 4-phosphate 3-kinase C2 domain-containing subunit beta
Exons: 11
Coding region: 120-5897 (1925 amino acids)
Biological process (GO): cell migration; phosphatidylinositol 3-kinase/protein kinase B signal transduction; phosphatidylinositol-mediated signaling
Cellular component (GO): phosphatidylinositol 3-kinase complex; cytoplasm; plasma membrane
Molecular function (GO): 1-phosphatidylinositol-3-kinase activity; 1-phosphatidylinositol-4-phosphate 3-kinase activity; phosphatidylinositol binding
Source: RefSeq, a predicted model, not a curated record
AAAAAAACGCAAGGGUAAAUGGUUUCUUCAAGUGCACUGCAAAAUGCAGUUUUUUUCAGUGAAAUACGCAAAAUUCAUGUAAAAUUAUAUCAAUUGUAGCCAAAUCAGUUAUUUCGGUCAUGGCUAAUAGCAACGAAACAGAGCUAGAAAAGCAGUUUUUGGCUGACCUUGAAAAGGCGAAAGCACUCAGCUUGGAAACGUUGGAGCUAGAGAAGAUUCGCAAACAGCGCUAUUCCCAACCAGACCGUGGGGUUUAUUCCGAAACACGCACGCUCGAAGAGUACAAAAACUAUCUUCAGCGUAAAGCACAACUUCAUCAGGGCAUUCAGUCACCGCCUGUUGGAAAUAAUAGCGCCCCCAAGAAUGCUGUAGCUGUGGUAGCGGAAUUAGCAAAGCGAAACAGCAGUAUCAGUCAGCAAUCAAGAGCAAGAGAUGAGGCAGAUCUUAUUUCAUUUAAUGCUCCUCCCCCGGCACCAAAUCCACAGGAUGAAGCUCAUAACAAUCUGAAGGAACUGGUCAAUCAAAUGCAUCGUUUGAACACGCAAAACACCUACGAUCAAACUUAUAAGACACAACGUAGUUUAAGCAUGUCUUCGGCUUCGUCGUACGGGGCAUACAGUCCUGCUUAUCCCCAGCAACAAAUACAGAAUUACAAUCCGGCGGCGGGAAUGCAACUUGUGCCGUACAAUCACCAGCAAGCUGCAGCACCAAAGGCCUUGACGCCGGACGAACUGAAUCGGCUCUAUAAUAUGUCAGGCUACGGAACAGCUCCUGCUGGAUCAUUUAAACCCGUUGGUUUCAUUCCUCAAGCCCAACAAUUCCCCGUAGUCAACUAUCCUCAAUUUCCAAACACCUAUCCAGCCCAAGCUCAGCCCGUUAUUCCGACUACCUCCAGUAUUGAUGCACAACCAUCUUCCGCUCCCGUGCCUCCUGUCGCUAGUAUUUUCAUUCCUCAGUCAACACCCUACGUAACUACCUCAAAGAUCCCAUUAAAUGCCACAGCUGGUUCAACCACGUAUGUAGCAAAUCCCGAAACCGCCAUGGUUCAUGUUCCGAAACCAAUUAAUCCGAAGCUUUCACUGGCUGGGCGAUCAGCCUCGCAACCUCAACAGUCCACCUUCCCACCCACAAUCCCGGGACCAUCGAAUGGUAAUCCUUUUGCGCGAAAAUCCUACGGAAGUGGUCACAGUGGGGCGGCUACCGUCUCCAAUGACGGUACUGGUGCUGCCGAAGUGGUUCUGCGCCCGAAAAGUGAUCCCACCUUGGGUGGACCUACCCGGCUCGGCGAUAACCUGAUCGAUUUGGGAUUCAGCGAGGAUAGCUCGCGAGUUUCGGUGCUCGAGGCAUUCGAUCCGCUGCUGUGUGGCAAUCGAAGCAGCUCCGGCAGUGGCGGAAGUGACGAUAAAGAUGAUACAGCGUCUACCUACUACGAGGACUACGACCCGUUCGACUACAUCUACAGCGGAGGAACGCAGUACUCCGAUCCGGUCUACGAAGCGGUUAACCGUUCCGACAAGACGCCCCUAUCGCCGAAUAGCAGCGGCUCUGGUCCCCCGCCGGCACCGGGCUGGAAUGUUUCCGGCGCGUUCAGCAGCUUUGGCGGUGAACCCGAGCAGGAACUCGAUCCACCACCGUUGCCACCGCGAAACAGCGAGCUGUACCAUCCGAUGAUCGGUGGCGGUGGUGCCACCGCACAGGAACUCACCGCCGGAAAUUAUGAGAUUAUGCAACGGAAAACGGUCGAAAGACCGUCCGCGCCGAUCAAACUGUACGAGAAUGUUGUGGUGCGCAAAAGCUACGACAAGGAGCUGAUCGCUUUCUACAAUAUGGUGACAGAAGUGAGGGCUCAGUAUCACUACGACCAGCCGGAAACGAACGUUGGUCACAUCGUUGCAUCCGAGUUCGACAAUCACUACCCAGAGGGAACCAGCAUAAAACUACUGGUCCACCCGUCGCUGGAUUGUUUCAGUUCGUACGACAGCGAAAACAAGGGUCAAAUCGAUGGAUAUGGUCCGCCGAUUCCCUUCACCUGCGAUAUUACCACUUCGGUGGAGCAUGUGAUAGCUCAGGUGUACUGUGCCCUCGAGGGGCAGGUUAUGAACAGUGUUGGGGACUACAUAUUGAAGGCAAUUGGAAUACAGGAAAUUUUAAGCGCCCGCUCGCGGCUCAACCAGCUGCAGUGUGUUCACGACAGUAUCAAACUGGAGCACGACGUUCAGCUGGGUUUCAUUCCGAAAACUCCGAGGAUUAUGCAAACGAUAGCGCGUACCGCUCAGGAUGAUGCUCGGGAUGCGGAACUAAGGCUGGAGCAUAUUUUGCCAAAGGAACCUACGACUGCGAUCAGCUACGAUGAUUUGAUGAUUCUGCUGGAAACGCUGGAAGCGGAAAUUGAGAAGCUCCAGUCCACUGUCGAUGAUCAUAGUCCGCAUACGAUACUCAGCUGUUCCGGGGUGAUUCAGGCGGUGAAGGCUAUUUGCAAUAUGUUGGGUACGAUCGAUACGUUGGAGAUUAGCAAAGCAAUUGACGAUCUGAAGGCGUGCUGCGAUAAUGGGCAAACAGUUUAUAGCUAUAACGAUUCGUCGGAUUAUAGUAACGGGAGUUUGAGUAUACUUUCGGAGAGUGGAGAUUAUGCGGAGGUGAAACUGCGACCGAGGACCAUUACCCAACAGAUUCGAUAUCGUUGCAAUGAGGUUCGAAAUGCGGUUCAAACUCUUCUGGAGAUAUAUUCGCAUGCAUUUAGAGUUAAUUUCUGUGUGAACGUUCCGGAAUGGAACACGAGUCCAAUUUCGAUCUGCAAUAUUUCGCAAUGUGUGAUGGUGAAUGUGAUGUGUCUGCAUCGAAUACCGUUGCAUUGGCGCCAUGAUGAGUACAAUUUGGGUGUACAGAUCUAUCAUGGUGCUCGGUAUAUUAGUGAGCCGGUUGUCACGCAAUGCUCCAAUGAAAUUAGUGGGAUUUAUCCGCGAUUGAAGUUCAAUUCAUGGAUUAUGUUCCGCAAUCCGGUGUGCACUCUGCCCAGGGAGUCAAGGUUGAUUUUUGUACUGUAUGGCGUUACACGCGAACCGGUUGAAGGUAGUGACAAACAGGAAGGCUCUACGAAUACCGAUGCGCAAACCGCCCAAGAGGGACGGGUGACCAAGGUAGAGCUUGGCUGGGCAUCGAUUCAGUUCUUCGACUUUGAACGGAAAAUGAUUCAGGGUUCGUAUCUGCUUUCGUUGUGGCCACCAACAGCAGAAAAAUACUUCGGACCUGCCCCGGCAAAGGGAACCCAUCCACUGGGUUCAGCGUACCCAAUUUUGGGUAUAGAAAUUCCAAGCUACGGUGGAUCUGUCGUGUUUCCCGAACCAAUUAAAAAUCUUCCUCAAUGGGUGAAGCUGGAUUUCAACAGUCUGGAUCGUAAUUUACAGCAGGAAUUGAUCGACACCGCCGAGCAGGGUUACUCGGCAGAUAAGCUGGAAAAGCGUGAAGUCCUCUGGGAAAAACGUCACUACCUGCAUAGUCUACCGCAUGCCUUGCCGAAAAUCCUUCAUGCUGCCCACAGUUGGGACUACGCCUGUAUAGCCGACCAUCAUGCCUUGCUGAAAGCGUGGUCAAGAUUAACUCCCGUUCAAGCGUUGGAGCUACUUUUACCCCGCUAUGCAGAUUUGGAAGUUCGCAAGCAAGCCGUCGAGUGGAUUUCCUACAUGCCGGACGAUCAAUUUGUGGAUUUCCUACCGCAGCUACUGCAAGCUCUGAAACACGACACAUAUGAAGCAUCACCCCUCUCCAAAUUACUGCUACAAAAAUCGUUGGUUUCACCACGAAUUGCCCAUCACCUCUAUUGGUUGCUGCUGCACAGCUUACCCGGAGAAGCUCCGCAGAACAUCAUCGAAAUGAAUCAGAUCGAUGAAACGCUGGUCAUACAGGCUCGCUACCAUCGGAGAAAUCAACUGAUGCUACGGGCGCUGAUGGCUACCUGUGGGGAAAAGCUAACCGCCCGUUUUCUGUCGCAAAACAUGAUGUGUAAAAAACUAGGCGAAGUGGCACAUAGCGUUAAAUUGUCUAAAGAAUCACAUCGUUUGCAAAUCCUGAAACAGGGUCUGGAAUCCGUCAAUCAAAUGUUGAUUGAUAAUCCAACCGUUUUACCGCUUGGACCGGGAAACGAAGUGACCGGAGUGGUCGUUCGAAGCUGCAAUUAUUUCAACUCGAACACUCUUCCGCUGAAGAUCAACUUCAUGGGCCCGGAUCGGGUGAUAGUGCCAGCAAUAUUUAAAAGUGGGGACGAUCUCCAGCAGGAUAUGCUGACGAUACAGAUGGUGCGCAUUAUGGAUAAGCUGUGGCUGCGCGAGGGGCUGGAUUUGAAGAUGGUCACCUUCAACUGCGUCCCAACGAGCUACAAAAAGGGCAUGAUCGAGAUGGUUUCGGAUUCGGAGACGCUGCGCAAAAUUCAGGUCGAGUGGGGACUGACCGGCUCGUUCAAGGAUAAAUCGAUCGCCGAGUGGCUGGCCAAGCAGAACCCUAGUCAAUUAGAGUACCAGCGGGCUGUGGAGAAUUUUACGCGUUCCUGUGCGGGCUACUCGGUGGCUACCUACAUUCUCGGUAUUUGUGAUAGGCAUAAUGAUAACAUUAUGCUCAAAACCUCCGGGCACCUGUUUCACAUAGAUUUCGGUAAAUUCCUAGGUGACGCACAAAUGUUUGGUAAUUUUAAAAGAGAUCGCACUCCUUUUGUAUUGACUUCGGAUAUGGCAUAUGUGAUAAACGGCGGUGAUAGACCGUCGGCAAAGUUCCACAAAUUCGUGGACCUCUGCUGUACAGCAUUUAAUAUCGUACGGAAACACGGUGACCUGAUACUGCACAUGUUCGCACUGAUGACGACGUCCGGCAUACCGGGUGUCACGGUGGAGGCGGUUAAUUACGUGCGCAAUGCGCUGCUGCCGGGCCAAUCGAACCCGGAGGCGGCGGCAUCGUUCGCCAAGAUGAUUCACAUCUCGCUGAAGUCAUGGUUUACGCAGUUCAACUUCUUCCUGCACAACAUUGCGCAGAUGAAGUUCUCCACCGAGAACGACGACGGCGAGCUGCUGAGCUUUGUGCCGAGGGUUUACACCAUGGCCCAGGAUGGUCGCCUGAAGUCGGUGAUGGUGCACGGUUUUCAGAAGCGCUACGAUUUGGAAAAGUAUUACACCUACAUCCUGAAGGUGACCCGCCAAAAUCAGCCGGAUCCGGCGUAUCUGUUUCGCUCGUACAAGGAGUUUUGCGAGUUCCAUCAGAAGCUCUGCAUACACUUCCCGCUGGCCAAACUGCACAGCUUACCGUCCGGCAUCCACGUGGGCCGUUCGAACGUGAAAACGGUGGCCGAGCGUCGUCUUCCAGAAAUCCGCCAGUUUUUGAUCUCACUGUUCAAUUCGGCGGACGAAAUCGCACAUUCCGAUCUAGUUUAUACAUUCUUCCAUCCCCUGCUGCGUGAUCAGCAGGAAGCCGAUAUUCACGCUGCGAAAGUGAAAGGCAAUCGAGCCAUUGUCGACGAGUAUCAGCAGCCACGCGGUGAGAUUAAGUUCUCGCUGCAGUACCACAGGGAUGCACUGAUCGUGAUGAUCCAGCAUGCCCGCUCGUUGCCAGCCACGCCGAACAAUCCGGAACCGAACACCUACGUCAAGGUGUACCUGCGGCCGGAUCAAUCCAAAGCCACCAAGCGGAAGACCAAAGUGGUACGGAAAAACUGCAAUCCCAGCUUCAUGGAAACGCUCGAGUACCGCCUGCCGCUCGAGUUCAUCCAGAAAAAGACGCUAGAGGUUACGGUAUGGUCGCACGAUUCACUGCAGGAAAAUGCAUUCCUCGGCGGCUACCGGCUGGUGCUGGCCGAGCUCGAUCUGCGCCACGAAAUCAACGAAUGGUUUCCGCUGAGCUAUCUGCCGCGGGCUUAGUGGUCUGGCAUGGCCGUGACAGUAUGCAGUGCAGUGCUGCAGCGGUGGUACGAUUGUGGUGUAAAACAAACCGAAAUUUCGCUGCAUAUAUUUUUGUUUAUUUUUUUUUUAUUCUUGCUAAUGCAUCAGACUUUUUAACAGUUUGAGAAACAUGUGUUUAUUCAGGCUUUUUUAUAAUUUCUUUUUACAUUGCAGACUAUUUAUAGUAAAAAGCGCAAUUUUACAAUAUUUUAUCGCGGAUGCGCGGCGAUACUGUCACUGUGGCUAUAUUAUCAUUUCCUCUUCAGCUAACACUGUCGUCAAAAAGGUUGUAUUCUGCUGCCUCCUUGACAAUAAGUUCUUGCAUUUUGUUUUACAAUAUUCUAUUUAUUGAUCUAAUCAAGUGAUUGUGAAUUAAUAUUUGGGACUCGGGUGUAGAAAACAGCUACUCUAAAAUGUGUGUAGCAUCGAUGGUAGAAUUUUAAUUGUUUUGUGAUAGCAGCAAACAUCCACGUGCUCGUAAUGCCUAGCAAUGUUGCCUCGAAUUUAGUCAGAGUACUCAUCUCCACACACAUACACACAACAAACACACUUGCGGGCUUAGGAUUAUACUAACGAAAGUGUUGUAAAACGACAAUAUCAAUGCGAGCACAGGUACUCAUCGUGAGUUAUUUAAUACUUAUUUGGAAAUACGUAUUUAUUUUCUAAAAAAUGAUCAAAUCACACACAAUGGCGCCGGUAGGAUGUUUACCAGAGAAA